Messenger RNA from Solanum dulcamara, 2022 nucleotides. RefSeq names its product galactan beta-1,4-galactosyltransferase GALS3-like. The record is from RefSeq and is a predicted model, not a curated record. NCBI's taxonomy places the organism in Eukaryota, Viridiplantae, Streptophyta, Magnoliopsida, Solanales, Solanaceae. The transcript has 2 exons. The coding region runs from base 314 to 1855 and encodes 513 amino acids.
UCCUUUUUCAAUUUUCAAUAUCAAAUCAUCUCCAUAAAUACAUACAUUACUAUAUAAGCCUUCACCAGUCACUCUUCAUAUUCCAAAAAUGCAGAAUUGAUUACAGAGAGAUUUGUAAAAGAAAAAAAAAAGGGGAGACAAAAACAGACAGAAAAGAAGAGAAAAUUUUGUUUGUUUGCUUCUUCAUUGUCUGCCAUUGUCUGUUUUCUCUGUACCCUCUCUCUGCUAUUUCUGUUAUCUGUUUAUCUUCCAUACUACUUUUUUUUCUCUCUCUCUUUCAAGCAAUUACAGAAAUCUAGUACUAAUUUUUUUGAUGACGACGAAGGAGAAAGAGAGGAAAAUGUUUGUUGGUGUUAUCUGGAAUUGUGCAGCUGAACUCAAAUUUGUCCUUACUGCUAUCCUUUUCCUUUUUUCGCUUAUUACAAUCCUUCAGUUCAUGCCCAUUCGUUUUUCUACGAAUCUGGGCGGUAGUUGUGUUUCUGUUCCAUCUAUCACCGCAUCAGCCAUCUCCACAUCAACCAUUAUCGAUUCUGUUUCUGUUUCAGUUUCAGCCAUUAACGCUUCCACUACAAUUCCUCCUUCACCUCUACCUCCACCGUCGCCUUCACUAGAUAAGGAUGAAGUGCUUGAAAAUGGAGUUAUUAAGCGUGCUUUUAACCCAUUUGGUUCUGCUGCGUAUAAUUUUAUAUUGAUGUCUGCUUAUAGAGGUGGAUUUGAUACUUUUGCUGUUAUGGGUUUAGCUUCAAAGCCACUCCAUGUUUAUGGAAAACCCAGUUAUCAGUGUGAAUGGAUCCCGAAUACGAAUGAUAAUAUGGAAAAACACAUUAAUGUUUCUGGUACCAAAAUCCUUCCAGAUUGGGGAUAUGGCAGAGUGUAUACUGUUCUAGUUAUAAAUUGCACUUUCCCAUUUCCAGUCGGAAACAAUGGUGGAAAGUUACUGAUUCACGCCACUACUAACGGCGGUGGCGAUGCUAAAUUGAACAUCACAGACACUUUUUGUGCUUUAACAGAGUCGGAGAAAGAUUUCACAAAAUUCAUUUCAACAUUCAAUAAACCACCAAAGUACGAUUUCCUCUACUGCGGUUCGUCUCUGUAUGGUAAUUUGAGUCCACAGAGAGUACGUGAAUGGCUUGCGUUUCACGUUAGAUUUUUCGGAGUGAAAUCACAUUUCGUUAUUCAUGAUGCUGGAGGUGUACACGAAGGAUUAAUGGCGGUAUUGAAGCCAUGGAUUGAGAAAGGAUAUGUUACGUUACAGGAUAUUAGAGAUCAGGAAAGGUUCAAUGGGUAUUACCACAAUCAAUUUCUCAUUGUCAAUGACUGUUUGCAUAGAUACAGAUUUCAAGCAAAAUGGAUGUUUUUCUUCGAUGUGGAUGAGUAUAUAUUUGUGCCUAAAAAGAGUACUAUUAAGUCUGUGGUUGAUUCGUUAUCGGAUUAUACACAAUUCACCAUUGAACAAAUGCCAAUGUCCAACAAGCUCUGUUUAGAAGAAGACCGUGGUAAAUCCUACAGGAAAUGGGGAUUUGAGAAGCUUGUAUACAAGGAUGUGAAGAGGGGAAUAAGGAGGGAUCGAAAAUAUGCUGUGCAACCGCGCAAUGUGAUAGCCACGGGGGUGCACAUGUCACAAAACACUGUAGGCAAGACGACCCACAAUACAGAGGGGCGGAUCAAGUAUUUUCACUAUCAUGGGACGAUAGCCGAACACAGGGAGCCAUGUAGGCAGCUGGUCAAUGCCACGACGAUCACCGUUGACCGAACCCCGUAUGAAGUAGACACAACAAUGAGAGACAUUGCUGGAACCGUGAAGAGAUUUGAGCUCAAGAUGAUUGGAUCUACACUGCAAAGAACAAGACAAUAGUGAAUGAAGUCCAUAUUUGGUAUUCUUUUUUUGAGCUUCUUUUGUGUAUGAUGAUAAAUUUCAUGGUAUUUUAAGAUAGAUUUUUUAGUAUAGAAACAACAGAGACAGGCGGUACAUCUUUUGUAUUCUUUUGCCUAUUAAUUUAUAUCAAUAACCUUUUUUUCCAA